AUGGAGCCAAAGCCGAAGCGAAUCAAGAUUGAUGUGGCAUGCGAAGCAUGCCGGAGGAGGAAGGCUAAAUGCGACGGGGCACGACCAGAUCUGAGGGACGGGUGUAAAUACAGCUCCGAAGCCGUCGAUAAAUCUUUCCCGAGAGAGAGGACUGGCGAGGUCAGCCCAAGCAGUUCCGGGGGGAGAUUGCCAAAGAGUAUACACACGCCGCCAGAUGCCAGCUUUGUGCAACCUUUGACGGCGCCCACUACUCGUCCACCUGCAACAGUAGAAUCGACGACGUCCCCAGGGCCGUAUCUCGCGAGGCGAAGCCGCUUUGAAAGGCAUCCAGUAACUCCAUCUGACGCUAGCCCCUCGGUUGUUGACUCGAUGACCACAGUCCGUGAAGACGGGAAGGUCACCGGAAGUCAGGCAGAUUACGUCUUACCGGCUCGGAAGCAGGCCGAUCACUUGAUGGAUCUCUAUUGGUAUUACGUCGACCCGUUAUACCCAUUUCUUGACCAGCAGAGAUUCGAGCAUUCUUACAGAGCACUCUUCGCCGGGACCACGAUCGAUGCUGACGAACGCAUCUUCGUGAGCAUUCUUAACCUCAUCUUCGCGCUCUCCACGCAGUUGAUUGAGUGCAUGACGCCCGAGCAACGAUAUUCGUCUAGCCAAGCAUACUUUGAACGGGCGCAGGAUCUGCUUCAAUUCGGCCUCUGGGGAUCGGUCGUGAGGAUCGCCCAAGGCCUUGGGUUGCAUUUGCCCGAGACGUCGUCGGGGCUUUCGAGCGAGUCCGAAAGGAAUCUCGUUAAACGCAUCUGGCAUGGAUGCCUCCUGAUGGACCGCUUUUUGAGAAUCAGCGAACCCGAAACAACUUUGGAUGAGGUGUUCCGGAGACAGGCGGUAAUUCUGCGCAUCAGGCUUCUUCACGCUCGCAUGCCGCUCCUCAGACCCAUGCUUGCUUGUUUCUGUCUAUCGCAGUCCCCGGAACCAUCCCGGGUCCAUGAUGACCUCUCUUCGCGCGUCGUGCAACAGUGCGCGAUGCCGGCGGUAUUCUCAUCUCUGGAUAUUUCCCGCUCGUGGAACCAAGCGAUGGGCCUUCUCCACGACCACGAAAGCCUCAGUCCGUCAGCGAGGAGAUGCACGGCGGCGCUGCAGAUCCUCUCGACAAAGAUGUUCCAGGAGCAGCAACCGCAGUCGACUAGUCUUCCGAACUCGGAGGUCAACCCAGCCGUGCCAAGCAUGUCCAAUGAUCAGCAAGAGACCUUUGAUAUGCCUUUUCCGUCCAUGGAGCAAGAUACUGCCUUUGACAUGGACGCAAUAUCCUUCGACGUGAGCGACUUUUCCUGGCUCAACAGCAUGCCGGGAAGUUUGUAG
This is a messenger RNA of Colletotrichum graminicola M1.001, 1359 nucleotides long. RefSeq lists its product as uncharacterized. The record is from RefSeq and is a predicted model, not a curated record. Lineage: Eukaryota; Fungi; Ascomycota; Sordariomycetes; Glomerellales; Glomerellaceae. Gene Ontology annotation, cellular component: nucleus. Gene Ontology annotation, molecular function: zinc ion binding; DNA-binding transcription factor activity, RNA polymerase II-specific; RNA polymerase II cis-regulatory region sequence-specific DNA binding. The coding region runs from base 1 to 1359 and encodes 452 amino acids. The transcript has 7 exons. Gene Ontology annotation, biological process: positive regulation of transcription from RNA polymerase II promoter by galactose.